UGGUGGCGCUGGCAAUAAAGUUGGGCCAAAUUCUGAUACAUUUCAUUAUAUACCUUCGCGACAUACGACAUAUCUUCGCAUUCCGAGUUGGACGAUCUAUGUGUCGUUCAGUGUCGUUGAUCUGUUUGCACGUCUGACAAAGUAAUAAAUUUGCGAAAGAUUAUAAUAUGGCUACCGCACAAUUGAACAGAACCAGGAAUGUAAAGAAACUUGAAAAACCACGACCGCUUAAGCUUAAUCAACGUAACUCGACUGUUGAUGGGCGGAUCACGACUGUAGAGGAUAUAGUGUCCUUAAUCGACAAUGUUGCGAUGCAACUGACCAAUGGCUUCCAUGACCGAACGCUGCAAAUGAAUGUGAUCUCUAUGUGUAGUCAUCUGAAACUUUAUGCCAAUGAAUUAGAAGCUAUUUAUAAAGACCAGCUAGACCGAGCCUUUGUAGCGAUCAGAAAUGGGAGCCAGGACGAUAGAUUAGAUCUGACGACCAGGGUUCAUCUGUUGGAACUCAUUGAAUUGCGAGCAAAACAAUGGCGUCACACAGAUUCGAUGGAUGUGUAUUAUAUGCAAAAAUUGUCACAUCUAGACAAUCAGACUGAUGCAAUUCUCGAUACACCUACUAACUCUCUGUCGUCUUCUUUAUUGGCGAUAACUUCACCGACUUCGCCGCCAAUUUUGGGACCUGGUGAAGUGAUCAAGAAUAGUGGAAAAUUCACGAAACCUACGCGCAUACCAGGGAAAAAUUAUUGCAAAGACGAAGUCGUCAUUCGCAAUAGUGAUUCAGGAAAAGUGAUGGGAAUAAAAGGGCGUCGGGUUCACAUGAUAGAAGAGCUCAGCCAGACGAUCAUCUCCUUCCAGCGAGUAAACCCUGGAGCUAAAGAACGACUUGUCCAAAUCACAGGAACAUCCGAGGACAAGAUUCAUUACGCGAAGGAUUUAAUAAAAGAUACGAUACAACGAAAUGCAUCUCCAGUGAGACUGGAGCAGAGUUCUGGUGGCGAAAAGGGAGCCAUGGGCGGUUCCAGCUCCUCACUCAACAGUAGCGCUUCGGACGAAAGCAACCGACUGCAACAUAACUCUCGUUUACGUUCGUCUCUUCUGCACAGUUUCUCCACCAAUGAUGCUAGUAUAGGCGAAUACAAGUACACCGUUACCGUUGGUAACCAGUCGCUCAAAAUUACUGGCUGCAAUCUCGAUCUCGUUAGGACGGCGAAACUGGUAUUAGAUGAACACUUUUUGGGCGAUUCCGAGAACUUUACCAGCGGGAUAGAAUACUUCAACUACGAAGAUGAGCCCACCUUCUCUGUUUCCUCCAAUAUUCCCCGUUGUACACCAUUGUUGCCGUUAGACAACGUGAAUGCUUCUUCUGUAGGUCGAGAAUUAAGCCUGGACAGCGCUGCAACCUCUUCAGAAAGCGAAGAAACUUACAAGUCUCGUCCGAUCUCCGAAGAACAAUACUCCAAGAUUCAACAAGUUCCAGAAGCAAGAGAACUUACAUACGAGUUUCUGUUGCUUUGCGCGACAGGCCCGUAUGCGAAGCGGCCUCCUACCGAUUGGGCGCGCAUACAGAAGGAAUGCCCUAAUAUAGUUCGUAAGGCACCGAUUCGCUGGUUCGAACCGGAGGCGUAUAAAGCUAAAUUAGCAGCUGCUGGUUCUGUUGCUAUAUUGCCGAUUAAUGAAGCAGAAACUGAUCCCGAGUGAAGCUAAAAUUGUUUUUUCUUCGACAUCCUCCAUUUUAGUGAUAAAUUUUCAAAAAACGAGACGUAAUUGUGUCAAUCGAAACAAGAUUAUGGCGCUUUUAAUUCUUAUAUGCGUAUACGAUCUUGUAAAAACAAACUAUUUCUUUAAAGGAAUAUAUAUAU
Molecule: messenger RNA, 1858 nt
Organism: Nylanderia fulva
Lineage: Eukaryota; Metazoa; Arthropoda; Insecta; Hymenoptera; Formicidae
Gene: mxt
Product: Eukaryotic translation initiation factor mextil
Biological process (GO): regulation of formation of translation initiation ternary complex; positive regulation of translation
Cellular component (GO): RNA cap binding complex; cytoplasm
Molecular function (GO): translation initiation factor activity; eukaryotic initiation factor 4E binding; RNA binding
Source: RefSeq, a predicted model, not a curated record